AUGAUUUAAGAGGAGGCAAAUUUGCAACAAGAAGAUUCUAAGGAUUACAACAAUCAGGAUCCCGGAGUAACUAUAACUAAGAUGAAGCAAGAGUAAACACUUGAAGAGUUUGCACUUCACAACUUUGAUGCAUACGACGAGGUAUAACUUCAACCUAUGAGUGAAAAGUUGCUGAUUGAGAGUUUGAAUGAUCACUCCAACCAUGAAGAAAUGGAGAGAAUUCAGCAGGAGAGACAAGUAAAAGAGCAUAAUUUAGCACAAUCAAUCAUUUAAGAUAUCGUGAAGAAACCUCAGAUGUUAGGCUACAAAUGGUUUCUUUCUAAAAUCUUCAACUAGAUUAAACCAGUCAAGAGACUUAUUUUCGACUGGAUCAUCAAUAUGAACUAGGAAAUUGAGAAAGCAAACUCAAUAUUGAGAGAUCAGUUCUAUGAUAUGAGAACCCAAUAAAAUGAUGGUGAGCUUCGCCACAUAAUCAAAGAGUCAAAUAGAAUGGAGAAUAGAUACUAUUUCAAAAGAAAGAGAGCAGAACUUGAGGAAAUGCAAAGUGUUGAGGAUCAACAGCAAGAUCAGGAUAAUGCUCCCACUUCUAAGAUUGAUUAAGCUAGUACAGCCGAAGGGAAUUAGAAUUUACAGUCACUACAUAAGCUAGUGCCAACUGAGCUUUAAGCUUAGAGAGCAAACUCAAUGCCUGUUGUGAUGGAUUAGAGAGAUAGCCAGAAUACUUUACCAAGAGCUGCUUCAGAUGGUGAAAAAGCUGCAGAACCUGCAGCUAAUUAUUCCCAGACUGAUCCAGUAUUUAAUCAAGAUGAUACUACUAUCACCAAUACCAGAAAGAAGCCGGACAGCUUCUUUGAUAACUUCAGCACAAGUUGCAAGAUCCCAUCAUUUUAUAGAGAUAAGAACUAAGCUGAUCUUCAGUUUGAGAACAAUCAUUUCAACAGUCAUUCCUAAACAAUGAGAGCAGAUUCAAGAUCAUUUAGAGGAGUAAGAGGAUUCCCAAGCAGAUAUCAAAAAUAUAGUGAGAACUAUGAGAAUUGGUCAGGCAGUGGAUACUAGAGAACUUCAAACUAUCGCUACUCUAGAGUUGUAAAUGAUUCUUAUGUGGAGUCUAGAGGUGAUGAAUAUGGGAGAUCAAGAAACUAUCAAAUUCUCUAGAACAAACCAUUCCAGAAAAUGACUCAUCCCUCUAUGUACCAAGAUUUGAAGUACAAUAGAAGAAACUUUGAACCCUACAAUGGAAUGAGAUACCAGAGUAGCUACUACAACAACUCAACUGGCUAUGUGAUGAAUAGAAAGUUCCCUAACUCAUCAGUCUACAUAAGAACUUGA
Stylonychia lemnae is the source of this 1329-nucleotide messenger RNA. The record is from the annotation of a GenBank genome assembly. NCBI's taxonomy places the organism in Eukaryota, Ciliophora, Spirotrichea, Sporadotrichida, Oxytrichidae.